Messenger RNA from Staurois parvus, 302 nucleotides. The record is from the annotation of a GenBank genome assembly. NCBI's taxonomy places the organism in Eukaryota, Metazoa, Chordata, Amphibia, Anura, Ranidae.
AUACUCAGUUUGGUGUGUAUUGCUAGAGAGGUUUUUUUUUCUUGGGGAAGUGCAUGUGAUCAGCACAGGGCCAAUCAGCACUGUCCAGACAGAGGGUCAGGGAUUUUGCAUCCUCCUAGAGCAGAAAGAAAACUCCUCCUACAAGCUUUAACCAGUGUUCUACUGAACACUGAUAGAAGUCACAAGACUUCUCUAACUGCUGAUGAGGAAAGGUAUUUAGCAGUUUAUAUUUACUAAAAUAAUUGCACUUCCAUAUUAUGUGUACUGUGGGAGACCAGAUAUAGUGAAUGCAGGGUCCUGGG